This is a messenger RNA of Pseudogymnoascus verrucosus, 1794 nucleotides long. It is a transcript of the gene TIM54, whose product is annotated as mitochondrial import inner membrane translocase subunit tim54. The record is from RefSeq and is a predicted model, not a curated record. The coding region runs from base 150 to 1592 and encodes 480 amino acids. NCBI's taxonomy places the organism in Eukaryota, Fungi, Ascomycota, Leotiomycetes, Thelebolales, Thelebolaceae. The transcript has 2 exons.
UCUCGAGUCGAUGAGAGGCGCCAUACCGCGACUUGCCUUUACCACGCUUCAAGUUCCGACUCGUAGACGCUACGAGAAGUUGGUGGUCCAAGGCUUCUGGAUACUGUGUAAUAUUUAAUCGGAGAUUUCAGCCGCGCCCAGUUCCCAGCAUGGCAGACUCGAAGCCAGUUGAGCCAGAGGCUUCAGCGCCAAAGGCGGAAAUCCCAAAAUCGGCAGCGAAAAAUGCGAAGCCAGUGCGCCCACCGAACCCGGUAUGGAAAAUGAUGGGUCUGCCGAAUAUGCGGCUCAAAUUACCAUCUCGGAACUGGUCGAUAUUCCUCUCAAUAACCGGUACUAUUACGGGGCUUGUAGUAUAUGAUAAGAGGGAGCAGAGGAGGGUGCAAAAGAAAUGGAGCAAGCUUGUCGAGCACUUGGCCAAGGAACCACUCGACCCGAAAUCGAUGCCUAGGAAACUCACAGUGUUCCUCGAGGCUCCUCCGACGGACGGGCUACGGGUUGCUCAAGACCACUUCAAAGACUACGUGAAGCCGGUUCUCGUAUCUUCAGGCCUUGACUGGGAGUUUAUCCAGGGGCGCAAGGAGGGCGACGUGCGCGCCGAGUUGGCAGAAAAGAUCCGAAAGGAGCGCCAGCUUGCCACGAACGAGAUCCAAGAAGACGACCCCGUCCUCGCUGCUCGCCUUACCAAUGGCUCAAAAUUAUACGAGGGACCUCUUGGAGAUAUUGUUAUUGGGCGUAAUACUUGGAAAGAAUACGUACGAGGUAUCCACGAGGGAUGGCUUGGUCCCGUCACGGAACCUGCCAAACCAGAAGUACCCGUCGAGGCAGUGGAGCCAGUUGCCGAGCCAGAAGUUAUCGAGACUCUCCCCGGCAUCACUGUCCACACCUCCACCGACGACGUCCCCCCUGCUCCCAUCAACCCCGACCUCAAGCCAGACGGCAAGCCACCCAAACCCCCGCAGCCAAAGCCAUGGAUCUCCACCGACGCCUACUCCGCCGCCACUCCCGCGCCCACUCUCCCUAACGAACUCGACCCAUCCGUCCCAAUUGCAUUCCCACACAUCCUCGGAUUCUUCAAUACCCCAAGACGCAUGUACCGUUUCUUCACGCGCCGUCGCCUCGCCGACCAAAUUGGCCGCGACGUAGCAGCUGUCAUCCUCGCGAACACGAGGCCAUACCAUACUACCUCCAUUGCGGGAGGUGAUUCGUUUGCGCCUUCUUCGGAUGGAAGUGAUGGUGUGGUGAACGACGAGGCCGACAAGUCGGAGCAGGGCACGGUCCUGAAGGAGGAGGAGCAGGAUUGGCACAAGUCCGUCCACAAGCCUCUCGAUGACUUGACUAAGGAGCGUACGUGGCUCGAUGAUGUGGUUCUCGACCCCCGUAUCGCUGGGAGGAUGAGAAGGGCGGAGUUGAGCCCGGAGGAUGAGGCGCGCGCGGAGCGGAUUGCGAAGGAGAUCACGGAGGAGGAGAUUGAGGGAUGGAUCAAGGGGAACCUGAGGAAAGGGUGGAGAGCUGGGAAUGAGGCGCUGUUUGGAGAGAAGGCGAAGAGGCCUGGAGAGGGCCUUGUUGAGGAUGAGAGCAUGGAGGAUAGAUGAUGAGGUUGUUGAAGGCUGUGGUGGGAAGAGAGAUGUAAGAAAAUUUGUAUGAUAAGGCAUUUAUCUCUGGGGUGAGAUAGGGUAGCCCGGUUUUGCAUAUUAUCUGUCACACCAGAUGUAUUAUAGUUAUAGACGAUGAGGAGCGCAACUCAUUUGGGUUAUGUAUGUACAAAUAUGAGCACGCAACGUAUGAUCUCCUCUG